CAGGGAAUAUGAAGAACAGAGAAAGUAUCCAGGAACCUAGAUUUGAUUAUUACAACCAUAAAGUUCCUGAUAUUGACCUCAGUGAUUGUGAAUUUCCACAUGUCAUUGAAAUUUAUGACUUCCCCCAAGAAUUUCGUACUGAAGACCUUCUACGGGUUUUCUGCAGUUAUCAAAAGAAAGGAUUUGAUAUUAAAUGGGUGGAUGAUACACAUGCACUAGGAGUAUUCUCCAGCCCGAUUACAGCUCGUGAUGCUUUGGGUAUUAAACAUACCAUGGUGAAGAUCCGGCCCUUGUCACAGGCCACAAGAGCCGCCAAGGCCAAAGCUAGAGCUUAUGCUGAAUUUCUCCAGCCAGCAAAGGAGCGUCCUGAGACUUCAGCAGCCCUAGCCAGAAGGUUAGUCAUCAGUGCCCUUGGGGUUCGAAGCAGGCAGAGCAAGACUGAAAGGGAAGCAGAGCUCAAGAAACUGCAAGAAGCCCGAGAGAAAAAACGGUUGGAGGCCAAGCAACGGGAAGACAUCUGGGAAGGCAGAGACCAGUCUGCAGUAUGAACAUCACUCACUGAAAGGGAUAAUUCCAUGAAUCAGAAAAUCUUUCCACAGUCUUCAAAUUAGAGGAUCCUUCCAGAGCUCUGUGUACAUGCAGAUGUGCAUGUCAAAGAAGGAGAUAAAGCAAUCAGGACAAGGACUGAUGGUAUGGAAAGAAGAUAGACCUCUGUCUUCACUCCUAAAUGCCAUUCUUUGGAACUGCCUUACUGUGGUGGGCAUAGAAAGGAGCCAUCAGCCAGGAAGAAACAUGGGAGAUGUGACUUCCAGGAGUCUUCUAGACAGGGCAAGUCAUGUUAGUGUGGGUCAGACUUCCAAGAUGUUUAAAGCAAAUACAGAACAGAUCAGAGGAUUCAAACCUGCAAUGAUGUGAGAUUUAGGCCCUACAAAGAGCAUUCCUUAGUACCUCAUAAAGCUGAGAACAGCAAUAUUGGGGACAAGGGAGGGGGAUGGGUAGGGAGCAGUUAGUACAGAGAGACAGAACAGUGUCUGGUGUACUUAGCAUGCACAGACUCCACACUGCCAUUUCCAGGACUCCAGAGUUGGUGAACUGCAGCAGAUGUGGGUGUUUGGACUCCAGAGUCUGCACUGAGCUCAGUGCCUGGGGCUGCUCCAGCUGCACAGCAGCCAGUGGGCAUGCCAGCUUCAUUCCUUAUAGUAAGCCAGCCUCGGGAGUUGUUUGCCAGCUCCCGUUUACGCAGUAAUAUGUUGUAAGAGGGAGACAUUAAAGCCCAUUUUAUGACAUAUA
Messenger RNA from Galeopterus variegatus (Sunda flying lemur), 1290 nucleotides. RefSeq names its product R3H domain and coiled-coil containing 1-like (gene R3HCC1L). Lineage: Eukaryota; Metazoa; Chordata; Mammalia; Dermoptera; Cynocephalidae. Bases 9 to 548 code for a protein of 179 amino acids. The transcript has 5 exons. The record is from RefSeq and is a predicted model, not a curated record.